Messenger RNA from Scaptodrosophila lebanonensis, 2313 nucleotides. It is a transcript of the gene vvl, whose product is annotated as POU domain protein CF1A. Gene Ontology annotation, biological process: regulation of transcription by RNA polymerase II. The transcript has a single exon. Lineage: Eukaryota; Metazoa; Arthropoda; Insecta; Diptera; Drosophilidae. The record is from RefSeq and is a predicted model, not a curated record. Gene Ontology annotation, molecular function: RNA polymerase II cis-regulatory region sequence-specific DNA binding; DNA-binding transcription factor activity, RNA polymerase II-specific.
AUGGCCGCAACGUCGUAUAUGACACCGCCCAGCGGCGAUUUGGACAUGGCGCUGGGCGGCGGUGGCUAUCACACGUCUUCGCCGCGCUCAGCCACCGAUGCGGGCGAGAUGAAAUAUAUCCAUCAUCAGCAUCAUCAUCACCAUGCAGCCAGUGCCCAUCAUCAGUUGCCCUCAUCGCCCAGUCCGAAUGCGAUUGUUGGUGGAGGCGGUGGUGGCGGUAACGGCAAUGGCGCCGGCGGUCUUGGAUUAAGUGGUUCCGGCCUCAGUUCCGUCACUCCCACCUCAGGCCUAGGCUCAAAUCCCUGGACAGCACUGCAUACAGAUACCUGGGGUCUGCCCACACAUCAUACACACCAUCAUCCCGCCGCCGCAGCAGCCUCGGCCGCUGACACCGUUAAACAGGAAAUGUCGCAUCUAACACAACAGACACGCAUCCAACAGGGCAUGGUCUCGCCACAUGCCGGCUGGCAUGCACCACAUGCGGGUCAUUAUGCGCCCACCGGUGGUUCGCCGCUCCAAUACCAUCAUGCGGCCAUGAACGGUAUGCUGCACCACCCUGCACACGCGGCCGCCGCUGCACACCACCAGAGUGUGGCGCCCCUCCAUCAUGCACUGCGAGGCGAGUCCCCACAGCUGCACAUUCACGCCCAUCAUAUGGGCGGCGAUCGUGAUGCCAUCAGUGGUGGCGAGGAGGAUACGCCCACAUCCGAUGAUCUGGAGGCCUUCGCCAAGCAGUUCAAGCAGCGUCGCAUCAAGCUCGGUUUCACACAGGCGGACGUCGGGCUGGCGCUGGGCACUCUUUAUGGGAAUGUCUUCUCCCAAACGACUAUUUGCCGUUUCGAGGCUCUACAGUUAAGUUUUAAGAACAUGUGCAAGCUGAAGCCACUGCUCCAGAAGUGGCUCGAGGAGGCAGACUCCACCACAGGCUCACCCACGAGCAUUGACAAGAUAGCUGCCCAGGGGCGUAAGCGUAAGAAACGCACCAGCAUUGAGGUGAGCGUUAAGGGAGCCCUCGAACAGCAUUUUCAUAAGCAACCGAAGCCAUCCGCACAGGAAAUCUCAUCACUGGCGGACUCCCUACAGCUGGAGAAGGAGGUGGUGCGUGUGUGGUUCUGCAAUAGGCGGCAAAAGGAGAAGCGCAUGACACCGCCAAAUACGCUCGGUGGCGAUAUGAUGGAUGGAAUGCCACCCGGUCAUAUGCACCACGGUGGCUAUCAUCCGCACCACGACAUGCACGGCAGUCCAAUGGGCACCCACUCCCAUAGUCACAGUCCGCCUAUGCUGAGCCCGCAGAACAUGCAAUCCGCGGCAGCGGCACACCAAUUGGCGGCUCACUAGCAAUCAGAAAUCCAGGAGUCGAACUCAGCUGCAGCUGCGUCCACUCCUGCAUCCAGUCUGCACCAGCAGCAGCAACAACAUCAGCAACAACAACAGCACCAACAACAACAACAACAACAACACACGCCCAAUACACCGUCCUCGAGUGCGGGCUCGUCGACAACAAUGACCACCAAUGUGAUGUCACCACAAAGUCCCCUUGGUGGUGGCGGCGGCAACGGUGGUUCGAAUGGCGGUGCUGCUGGUCAGAACAACAAUAAUAAUAAUAACAAUAAUAGUAGCACCAACAAUAAUAAUAACAACAACAAUGACAACGACUCGCACUUGUCUCAGGUGAAGCAACAACAACAGCAACAGCAACAGCAACAACAACAACAACAGGCAUCGUCGAUAGCAGCCGCUGCAGCCGCUGCUAUGUACAUCGAUCCGAUGCGCUAUCAACACCCGCACCACCAUCCACAUCAGCAUCCGCAUCUGAAUCCCGCGCAUCAUCCGCAUCUCUUCCACACUAGCGAGCAACAGCAUGCGGCACUACAGCAUCCAAUCCAAUCCCAGCUAUCGCCCGGUGGUAGCAGCAACAGUGGUGCCCUGCAAGCGCCCACCUCGGCAUCACCCUCGUCGGCGUCCUCGGUGUUGGGCGUAGGCGUGGGUGUGGGUGGUGCACAUUUAAACCUGAAUCCACACCCGGCGCUUCAUCAGCACCACCACUAUCAGCACCACCAUCACCAGCAGCACCACCACCAUCAUCAGCAGCAGCAACAACAGUUGCACGCUCGCCGCCUCUUUGAACUGAGUCUACAGUUUGGGGCGGCGGCGGCGCCUGGAGCUGUGCGCCACUUUAAUUCGUUCGGUGGUGCGGGUGGUGCUGGCGGUGAAUAGCAUUCGUCGGCUGCCUGGUUCGGCUACGAGUCCUCAUAGGACACGCUGCUGAGCGGGUGGCUGUGCAAACAGGAGCCGCAACUCUAAGGCACAACU